Penicillium samsonianum is the source of this 195-nucleotide messenger RNA. RefSeq lists its product as uncharacterized. The record is from RefSeq and is a predicted model, not a curated record. The coding region runs from base 1 to 195 and encodes 64 amino acids. NCBI's taxonomy places the organism in Eukaryota, Fungi, Ascomycota, Eurotiomycetes, Eurotiales, Aspergillaceae. The transcript is spliced from 2 exons.
AUGCACCUUUGGUGUACUGCGUCUUUCACAAAGAACCAGCGAAGAUCCAUCCAGCGGUUCGAAUUCUUCGCUCCACGCUUUGACAUUAGGGUCUGGGUAUUCAUGUUGUCGGUGGAUGAAGCUUGGACUGUGGCCGAUUCGAAUUUCUGGGAACUUCUUUCUGUGAAGACUGAGCUUGGACAGCUGCCUAGGUAG